AUGUCAUAUCAGAAUUACAGUUCUCCAGUUGAUAACACUAAUAAAAAUGGUUACUCUUGGUACGAGUGCGAUUGCUGUCCUUAUGGCUACCACAUCGACCUCGAUUUCGUGCGUUACUGCGAAUCUAUCAUCAAAGAGGACGAUAAUCGUACAGGCUCGAUCAAGCGGCGAAAAGAUAGAAGAAGACAGAGACAGUCCAUGGAAGUACUGCUGGGACUCACGCCUCCAGUCCUAGCAGUCCUGGAACAAAGUUAUAAGCCAAUUCAUGAGCAGAACACUCCAUCUCCUGUAGUAACGAAAACGCCAACCUCAAAAUUUCCAUUUCAAGGCGAUGGAUUCGAUGAUGCAGUGUUCGAUUUUGAAAGAGCCCUCCAGAGGUCGAAGAACAAGUUGUCUAAUAACUUGCCAGAUGUUACUGCAGUCUCAGCGUCCGGCAAGACCGUGACCGCUAUGCCAACGGCCCAUGAUGGGCUUACCCUCGCCACUAAACAGCAUGACUUCGAUGCCGUCAGCAUAGAGUCAUGCGGGAUGAGCCCUUUGGCCUUGCAGAAUAUCCGAGAACAGAUGGCACUCAGCUUGGAGAGGACGAAGCAGCUGGAGGACCAAGUGAAGUUGCUGCCGGAGCUCAAGGAUCAAGUAUCCACGUUGAAGGAAGAGAAUAGACGCCUUCUGCUGAGGUUGAAAUCGGAAGAAACGGUUAAAUUAAACUCUCUGAAUGGUAACUAUAUUCAGCCCAACUAUAACCGCCAAAGAUCACAAUCAUUCACAAACGUAGACAAAAUAGAAAAUUCCACAAAAAAAGAAUCUCCCCCUCCACCACCUCCUCGAAAGGAUUUCGGCGUGAUGUGUGGGGUACUCACAAGAAAUAUCGGUGUAGGACACCAAAAUCCUAACACAAAAAGUGUUUCAACUACAACAAUAGAAAACGAUAUCGGCGACAAAUGGCUCCCAGAAAAAGUAAAAUUCAUGAACAUCCAAAACAGCCUGAACACCUUCAAAAAAAUAUCCGUUUCUAGAGAAACGCAAACAAUAUUGUCAAGAGACAAACGAGAUGUUGGCAUACAAUUCAAGUUCGAGGCGCCUCAACCACCAAAAUCAGUGUCCUCCACACAAACCAGUGAGAUACAAAAACAAAUCAGCCACAGAGGGGUACUAGCGAAGGCUAGGGUGUCUGACUUCGCCAUUCAAAAAUGCGUCGAAUGCUACUCAAUAGGCUGUUCAGACGACACCAUAAACGACAUAGUCUGCGAGAAAUGCAACGCCUUCAAGAGAUCUGUAGCGGUAGGCCCUGACACCAGCGAGGACAUCCACACGUCCCCGGUCUCUUUAGCCUCGCUGACGUCCAGAAGCAAAUCCUUCAACCUGGGAGAAGACAGACUGAAUUUGAGUGUCAGGACUCGGACUGUGGGGUCGCAGCAUGAACCCGAUACCAAGAGCAGGUCCUGCCAAUCGGACUUGAGGGCGAAAUCCUCCUCGAAGUCUUGCCAGUGCGAACGGAGCACGGCCGAGAAGAAUACUCAGUACGAGCCUAGGGGUAGUACGUCCAAGCACACCGACACCCAGGAUCUGAGGGUGCCGACAAGGCACGUAGGGUGCGAGGCUAGGGAAGUGAAGUCGGGUACUUGCGAGGUGGCGUGCAACACGUCCGAGGAGGCGUUGUGCGGCAAGUGCGAGAAAGAGAAGGAGAGCCUGAAGAAGGACGGCGGUAGCCCGACGCCUUCUAGGAUCCCCAGACCGCAGAUACCCACCACGCCGGUGGAGAACAGGAAGUUCAGGAGGCAGGAUACUUACACGAAGAUAUAUUCGCCGCCCGCAGAGACGACGUCGCUGACUAGCCGAAAAAAUUUCUCACGAAGAAAAGUCAAUUGUAGGUUAUCAGGUCUAGACUUAUCCUCAAAAACGAUAUCAAACGAAACGACUAGCCCCUUAGAAAAAGUGAAGAACAACUUCAAGCUAGGAGAAGCUCCCAUAUCACAAGCUCAAAAUGGAAUGAUAGGUUCAGCUCCUAUAACCAAAGUUCAAGUUCAAGAAGUCACACUGCCUGUUUCAACCAUUUUUCCGUCAAUUGCCAGUCAGAAUAGGAAGAAAGCUAUCCCCAGUAAAGAAAUGCAAGGUGCUAUGAAGGUGCUCAAUGACUCGCUCCUGAAGAACCCCACGAAGACCUCCAAAAAUCACAGCGCCAUAAACAUCGUCCAGCAAGAAUGGUUCAAAAUAUCCAGCAUGGUGACAGCAGAUCCCCUCGACGUUGAAGACUACCUCGACGCCCUGGAAGACAUGUCCAGUCUGCUGCUGGAGCACGUUGUCAACAUGUGCGAUUCCAGUGGCAACACCGCGAUGCAUUACGCGGUGUCCCACGGCAACUUCGAUGUCGUCUCCAUUCUGCUGGAUUCCAAAGUGUGCGAUAUCAACAAGCAGAAUAAGGUGGGGUACACCAGUGUCAUGCUGGUAUCCUUGGCGGAGGUGAGAUCUCAGACGCAUGCGAAUGUCGUGAGGAGGCUGUUCCAGUUAGCCGACGUCAACAUUCGAGCUAAGCAGCAUGGACAAACCGCAUUGAUGCUAGCAGUCAGCCACGGACGACUGGACAUGGUGAAGCUGCUGCUGGAAGCAGGAGCAGACAUCAACAUCCAAGACGAAGACGGAAGUACAGCCUUGAUGUGUUCCGCUGAACACGGUCACAUCGAGAUCGUGAAGCACCUGCUCUGCCAACCAGAUUGUGAUUCAACUAUUACUGAUGUGGAUGGCAGUACAGCGUUGAAAAUAGCGAUGGAAGCUGGUCAUCGCCACAUUGGCGUACUUCUGUAUGCUCACGAGAGGACUCUGCAAAAGACCCACAACGUUAAGGUGAAGAAAACCAAAUCAAUGAGUCCCAAAGCUACCCCAUCUUCUCCCCUACCUAUUAGAAGUAGCCAUCGUGCCUUAACAGAUACAAAGCCUAAAUAA
This is a messenger RNA of Phaedon cochleariae (mustard beetle), 2940 nucleotides long. The record is from the annotation of a GenBank genome assembly. Lineage: Eukaryota; Metazoa; Arthropoda; Insecta; Coleoptera; Chrysomelidae.